AUGGUUGCGCUACAGAGGUCGGUGACGUCGUUCAGGAGGCAAGGCUCGUCGGGCCUGGUGUGGGACGACGACAAGCUCAUCUUAUCUGGCGUUCUCAACCCAAUCAAACCUGGCGGCGGUGCUCACGACGGCGGCAACAAGAUCGACUGCGCACAACUCAGGCAGUCGCAGAGCGCCGGGACGAUAGGCAUGAUGAAGCGCAGUAGUUCCGCUGUUGAAGCUCCAGCUCAGCCUCGUCAAAACGUCGUCGUCCCUUCCUCGGACGUCGGCCCAACUCCUCGUAAGGUCUCCGGUUGCUGCUUUUCUGGCGUCUUCGGAAGAUCGGCGAAGAGCCCAUCUCCAAAAACCUAAAAAAUGAUCCAAACAAAGCAAGUCUGAUUGCGAAUGGCGAUUAGUACAAGGUUUCUGUGUGCAUGUAUUCCUGGAUUUUUUUUCUCCUGCCCCUUCUCAAAGUGAGGUAGGUACUACGUAGCGCAUAUCAUAAUCAAGGGAGGUCAAUGACAC
This is a messenger RNA of Rhodamnia argentea, 504 nucleotides long. RefSeq names its product MAPK kinase substrate protein At1g80180. The record is from RefSeq and is a predicted model, not a curated record. The coding region runs from base 1 to 351 and encodes 116 amino acids. Lineage: Eukaryota; Viridiplantae; Streptophyta; Magnoliopsida; Myrtales; Myrtaceae. The transcript has a single exon.